Messenger RNA from Oryza brachyantha (malo sina), 804 nucleotides. Its product is annotated as late embryogenesis abundant protein D-34. The transcript has 2 exons. Lineage: Eukaryota; Viridiplantae; Streptophyta; Magnoliopsida; Poales; Poaceae. The record is from RefSeq and is a predicted model, not a curated record. Bases 1 to 804 code for a protein of 267 amino acids.
AUGAGUCAGGGGCAGCCGAGGAGGCCGCGCGAGGGCGGUGGAGUCCCCGUGCAGGACCGGCCGGUGCGGUACGGUGACGUGUUCGACGUCUCCGGCGAGCUUGCCGGCGAGCGUGUCGCUCCUAGAGACGCCGCGCUGCUGCAGUCGGCGGAGCAGACCGUGCUCGGCGAGACGCAGAGGGGCGGGCCGGCGGCCGCCAUGCAGUCCGCCGCGGGGAUCAACGCGCGGGCCGGCCACGUCGGCCGAGGGCAGGUCACCGGCCCCGUCGCCGACGCUGGCGUCGCCGUCACCGAGACCGAGCUCCCCGGGCGCCGCGUCGUCACCGAGUCCGUCGCCGGGCAGGUGGUGGGGCGGCUGGUCACCCCGGCACCGGUGUUCUUGACCGAGCCGUCCGGCGCGCUGGACAAGGACGCCGUCACGAUCGGCCGCGCGCUGGAGGCCGCAGCGGCCGCGACCGCCGCGGCGGGCAAGCCGGUGGACCAGAGCGACGCGGCGGCCGUCGUGGCCGCAGAGAUGCGCGCGACGGGGUCCGGCGUCACCGUCCCGGGGGGCGUCGGCUCCGCGGCGCAGGCCGCCGCGGACCACAACGCCGCCCACGCCGCGCGCGACGAGGACAAGAUCAAGCUCCGGGACGUCCUGACGGAUGCGAGGGAGAGGCUGCUGGCGGACAAGGCGGCGACGAAGCUCGACGCCGAGGGGGUGGCGCUGGCCGAGGCGCGGAACAAGCCGGACAUGGCGAUCACGCCGGACGGCGUGGCGGACGCGGUGACGGCGGCGGCGCGGCUCAACCAGGAGCGCCCGUAG